AUGGAAGAUAAUAUAAAUGCUGAUAGAAUAUUGCGGUUACGAGGUUAUCCUUAUUCUGCUACAGAAACUGAUUUUAUAAAAUUUUUUGAACCUCUUAAAAUUGUGAAUGUUAUUUUUCCUAUAACAAGUGGUAAACGUCCACAGGGAGAAUGUUAUGUAGUAUUUGAAAAUAAAGAUGAUGCUGAAAAAGGAUUGCUAAAACAUAAAAAUACAAUAGGACAUCGAUAUAUUGAAAUAUUCAAGACAGAUGAAGUUGAAGUAAAAAAUAUGGAAAGUAAUAAUAAAGCAUAUGAGGAACAAUUAAAUCGUGGAAGGUAUUUAUUGAAUGAAAUGAAGAAUUGCGUAAAACUUCGUGGUCUACCAUUUUCAGUGACAAAAGGUGAUGUAAAAAACUUUUUUAAAGGUUUAAAAGUGCUUGAAAUAAUUUUUGAAAAAGAUCCAAGAAAAGGAGGUAGAUUGACAGGUGAGGGUAUGGUAUCUUUUGCCACGAGUGAUGAUGUCACUGCAGCACUUAACAGAGACAGACAAAAUAUAGGAAGCAGAUAUAUUGAAGUAUUUAGAGGUGAUUUUAAUCAAUUUAUACGUAUGAAAGAGGGAAAAAGUACGCCUCAAUUUACACCCCCUUUACGAUCUGGUCAAGGAAGUUUUUUUAAUACAAAUAAUGAUUAUGGAUCAUUUUAUAGGGGCAGUGGUGGUCCAUCAUUUUUUCAUGGACCUUAUGAUAGGAUGACUGGAAGACCAGGUCAUAUAAAAAAUCAAACAUUUUCACCACAAAAUUCUAGUGGUUUUUGUCCACAAUUUCGAUACUCAAAUGAUAAUUCUUUCUUUAACAAUUCUUAUUGUACGAAUAUUAAUUCAUCAAAUAAUUUUGAAGAUGGAUAUCAUCAUCAGGAUAUCCCUGGAAAAUUGAUGAAUAAAAAUAAACUUCAGUUAAGGGGUAUACCAUUUAGUGUUAAUGUUAAGCAUCUUCAAGAAUUUUUUAAACCUAUUCAUAUUGAAUCUAUUAGUAUGGGUUAUCAUGAAAACGGGAAAUUAACAGGUGAUUGUAUUGUAGAGUUUGAAGAUAGUGAUUCAGCACUAGAAGGGAUGAAAAAAAAUGGUUUACAUAUGGGUACAAGGUAUAUUGAAAUUUUUAAUCAUGAAAAUGCUAGGUUGACAAAAGGUGCUAAAUAUGAAAUAAUUUAUAGUGAUAAAAAUUUAUCUAAAAAUGGUUCAAAUGUUAAAACGAAACGUGAAUCUAGUAAUGAAGAAGCAAAUGAAUCGUUGUGUACUCCGGUGAAAAGAUUAAUUUCAAAAUUACCAAACAAUAAAAAAAGAAAAUAUCCAACAGAAAUUGAAAGUCGCGAAAUGCCCCCGUUUUAUAACAAACCACCGUGUAAUAAUUUUUAUGGACAAUCGAUUUCAUAUGGAUACUACCAUAAGUCUCCAGAAUAUUUUUUUGAUAGCCACAAACGUACAAAGUAUUUCUAA
Molecule: messenger RNA, 1470 nt
Organism: Strongyloides ratti
Lineage: Eukaryota; Metazoa; Nematoda; Chromadorea; Rhabditida; Strongyloididae
Product: Glorund
Exons: 5
Coding region: 1-1470 (489 amino acids)
Cellular component (GO): ribonucleoprotein complex
Molecular function (GO): RNA binding
Source: RefSeq, a predicted model, not a curated record